UGUAAGACGGUGGUUAUAAUACCGGCGCUUAUGUAAAGAAGUUCUAUCGUAAAUGCAGGCUUUGGUAUACGAUUAUCGGAGUGACUCAGACGGUAUACAAACAAGUCUUACCUAUCAUCUUGACUUCGUGUAAAUUAAGACAGCUCAGGUUGAAUUUGAAGCCUUUGCCCACCUCAUAUCUGAAAAUUGGUUCCCUUAGACAUAUAUCUAUCUAUCUUUGUUCAUAACUGAGUGUAGCGUUGUCUACCACCUUGCCUUUAAACUCGGCUCACACGACUAAUACACCUAGUAAUCAUGGGGUCUAAACAUGCUUGGAAAGUAGAGCUUCUCCCUUGGGACCACUCAAGCCCAGAUCAUGUACAGAGGAUGUAUGACCAACGUGUUGCUUGUGGGUGGAGGGCUGACGAAGUACCAUCGUGGGUAGAGGCGGCACAGAAAGGUGGAAAGAUAUUUUACUGGGUUCUCCUUUCGGAUGCUUUUCCGGAUAGAGAAAAUGUACUUGAGCAGCACACUAGUGCCUAUCCGAAGGAAGCAAGCCCAUUGAGGGAUACAGCAGCAGCAGUUCGGCUCGUCCCGCGGCAGCCAACCAUGGUGGAGUUCAUCCCUAUUGGUCAUGUUGCUCUCGAUAUCCACGAACCCGACGAGGACAUCAAACUCGGCCUUCCAGCUACCGGGACCGUGUGGGUUCAUCAACUGUACAUUUCGCGGGCACUCCAUGGAGGUGGAUUUGGUGCCGGAGCCAUGUCCAAAAUCGAGACGCUAGCCACGCGAAGCCCAAUGAAUGCAAAAAUAGUAGCUUUGGAUACCCUAUCGAAGGAGAUGCAGACCGAACCAGAGAUACGAGACCUCCUAUAUGGGGAAGGACGUCUUCCUCCGCCAGUGGUUUCCAAUGAAGACUGGUAUACCAGUCAAGGGUACGAGAUACUUCGACGAGAGAAAGGUGCAUAUAUAUGGAACCCUCAGGAAGGAGUCAGUGUGCCUAUGAACCUUGUGUAUAUGAAAAAGUCUGUUGCUUGAGAAAUCCUGGGUCUCGGGACAAUCCAAGGAACAUUGGAUGGAAAGACACACCCUCUUCUUAGCCUUUAAUUAGCCUCGCGAUAGAUCGAUUGGUCUGAAGCCACGUAAAUGGAAAUGAAGUCACUCCAUAGCGUCUGCUAUCUGAACUCCGUGCUUGCAUCGCAUAUACAUAGAACAGGAGCAAUAGGAGUGGAGAGCUCCGUUGCCGCGAAGGAUGAUGAGAGGUUAAAAAUAAGCAACCUGAAUGCCCUUAAUAAAAGCCAUGGAUGACAUGUUUGUCUGCUGCCCAACGGCCAUGAGAAAUUAGACGCGAGCAAGGUGGCAUUGCAUCGGGAAGAAUCGUUCAAUGCGCUCCUUCCGAACAGGUAGAUAGGCGCGUCGUGAUAGCUAAGUGGCCGGGUAUCACACAAAUGGUGAAAGAAGUCAUGCAGGACAAGUCAUCUAGCGGCAUCUAGAAAACAGAAACGAGGUGAGGCGACCUCUUAAACGGUAUAAA
Messenger RNA from Daldinia vernicosa, 1513 nucleotides. RefSeq lists its product as uncharacterized. NCBI's taxonomy places the organism in Eukaryota, Fungi, Ascomycota, Sordariomycetes, Xylariales, Hypoxylaceae. The record is from RefSeq and is a predicted model, not a curated record. The transcript is spliced from 7 exons. The coding region runs from base 295 to 1017 and encodes 240 amino acids.